UGGGAGGUUGGGUUAAGGCGAGAGGGUCCAACAAAAGGAGAAUCCAGGCGGGGCCUCUCUUCCCUCUGCCAGAGCUGGGGCAGGGGAAGGGCCUCAGCUGGCUGCAACUAAGGCCUCUUAGCUGAGCAGAAAAGACCAGAGAGAUGAAAGAGAGGAGUUAAAACCGUAAAGAAGGAGAGUGGGGAGGAGACAGGAGGGAGGGGCGAGGUAACUAAGGCAACAUUGACAAAGCAGGAAGCCCGACCCAGUCCCUAGGGCCUUGUGUUCCCCCCUCUGAAAUCCCUGCACAUCCUCCUGCCAGGGUGGGGAUGCCCUGAGAGGCCACCGCCACUGGCAUCUCACCCCCUGGACUCAUCCACGUGGGGGGCAGGGAAGCUGACGGUCUUCAGUUGUCAUGGAGACCGGGCUGUCAAGAAGCCAAUAAAUCGUUCUGGGCCCCUGGAUCCAUCCAAACUACCACCGCCCCCACCUCAGCCUACCAAGGCCAGUGGACUCCCCAUAAACCCUUCCUUUCCUAAUCGCCCUACCUCUGGCUACCAUUUCCCGCUGAAGACUGCAAUGAACCUGCAACCUGCAACCCCAAAGCAGGGACCUAUUUUUGGAAGGCGAGGGCGAGGUACACCUGCUAGAGUGGCAACAGAUCGGGCAGAGAAACCAGAUGAAGACAUCUACCUGGAGUGUGAGCCGGAUCCACCCCCAGCCUUGACUAGGUCUCUGAGCUCCAAAGCCCUGAUGCCUCCAGUUCCUCUGCCAAGAACAUCUGGAUUGCCCAAGCCAGUGGUUGGUCACCAAGAGGCUCGGAAUGAAGCUGUGGAUGCCGCGUUGAAAGCAGGAAGGAAGCUGUCUGCUUCCUCUGCAGCCUCUGCUGCUGAGGAUGGCAGCCUGCUGGGUCAGCCUUGGUACUCUGGGAACUGUGACCGUCAGUCUGUUGAGAGAGCCCUGCUUCACUUCCAAAAGGAUGGAGCCUACACGGUGCGCCUCAGCUCUGGGCCUCACAGUUCCCAGCCCUUCACUCUGGCAGUACUCCUCAGAGGCCGGGUCUUCAACAUUCCCAUCCGGCAGCUAGACGGCGGGCACCACUAUGCCCUGGGUCGGGAGGGCAGGAAUCACGAGGAGAUCUUCUCCUCUGUGACUGCCAUGGUUCAGCAUUACAUGAAGCACCCCCUGCCCCUCGUGGACCGACACAGCGGCAGCCGGGGAUUCACCUGCCUGCUCUUCCCCACCAAGCCCUGAAGAAAAAACAGGACACAAAUCCACCUUUGGCACAUAGUGUGCCCCAUUCACUUUCCCUCCCACUUUAGGCUGCUUUCUUUUCCCUGCCAGCCUCCACCCCAAAAGCCCUGCAGGUUCAAAAUGAGAGGCAUUAAAAUGACCCACCUGGGGAGGUUGGCUUCCUCAGAGACAUUGCCUCUCCUUAGACUGACUUCUCGUGACGGGUUAACAUUCUCCGGAGGAACUACUUUCCCAGCACACAGUAUACUUUCAAUAAACAUGUAUUGACUGAAUUCUGUUAA
This is a messenger RNA of Rattus norvegicus (Norway rat), 1514 nucleotides long. NCBI's taxonomy places the organism in Eukaryota, Metazoa, Chordata, Mammalia, Rodentia, Muridae. The record is from RefSeq and is a predicted model, not a curated record.